AUGGAAUUGUUUCGUGAUCCGGUAAUUGCAAAUGAUGGACGUGUCUAUGAACGAGCAGCAAUUACAAAAUGGAUUAAUGAACAUGGUACUAGUCCAUUUACUAGGCAACCAUUACAACUAAGUGAAUUACAACCAGAUGAUUACUUGAGACAAUCAGCAGCGCGUCCUCGAAAUUUAGCUGUUUCAUCUGAUGCGCAACAUAGCACAGUCACUUUCCCACUACUACGAACUGAUGCAAGACAAACGGAACUUGUAUAUCCCAAGUAUAAUGCAUCUCAUAUUUGCAUAUUUAGCAGCUGUGGCGUGAUUGUUUUGGGAAUUACUCUUACAAUAAUAAUUGUAUUGGUACAAUCAGGUUCCUCAAAGGCUACUGGAAAUGGAUAUUCCUAUUCAACAUCAAUUCCACCCAACAUAAUCUUGAACGCAUCAACAAAUUUUUCAGGCGUGUUAUCAACAAUGAGUUCAACAUAUGCGGCACCGACAGGUUCACCAAUACCGUCAAAUAAUCACUAUUAUAUUGUACGCAAAAUAUCCGUUAAUACCUAUGGUUAUUAUGUUAUUAGAAGUAACAGUUUCAUUGAUUUAUAUGGUUAUUUAUAUCGAGAUGCAUUCAACGCAACUCUUCCAACGGUGAAUUUACUUAUGCAAAAUGAUGACAGUGGUGGUCGUGGAGAGUUUCUUAUACAAGGUCUUCUGUCUUCCUCUUUAUAUAAUUUAGUGGUCACUACUUACUCACCAAAUGUGACAGGACCAUUUUCUAUCUCCAUCGGCGGUCCUGGACCAGUAAUUAUCCAGUAG
Molecule: messenger RNA, 798 nt
Organism: Adineta steineri
Lineage: Eukaryota; Metazoa; Rotifera; Eurotatoria; Adinetida; Adinetidae
Source: the annotation of a GenBank genome assembly